Messenger RNA from Eublepharis macularius, 3405 nucleotides. It is a transcript of the gene CCDC66, whose product is annotated as coiled-coil domain containing 66. Gene Ontology annotation, biological process: cilium assembly. Gene Ontology annotation, cellular component: cilium; microtubule. Gene Ontology annotation, molecular function: microtubule binding. Bases 144 to 3134 code for a protein of 996 amino acids. The transcript is spliced from 19 exons. Lineage: Eukaryota; Metazoa; Chordata; Lepidosauria; Squamata; Eublepharidae. The record is from RefSeq and is a predicted model, not a curated record.
UGUACACACAUGAAUUGGUGCUCGCUCUCUCCUCAGCGCUGUCGAGGGCUGUGCCGUGCUGCUGCUCUGCUCCUUCUUCGCCCUGUCGCUGUCCUGGCUCCGAGGCGCUGGCUGCUGGGUUUUGUGCCUGUGGAGGAGGAGCCAUGAAUCUGGGGGAUGGUUUAAAGCUUGAAACUGAAAUUCUGGAUGGAAAACCUAGACUGAUAUUGGCUCCUUCUGUGGGUAAGUCCAAAUCAAGUGUAAAGAUGUGUAAUAAAAACAAAAUCUUGAAACAUACAUUGAGAACAAAACAGAAUGGGAAUGUUCUGAAAUCAGUGCAAACUACUUGUGAGAAGAAUGAAUGUUUAACAAAACACAGAACUGGAUCAAGGCUUUCAGUAACAAAAGGUGGGAAAAAUCAUGAAAUUUUGAUAUCAACUGAAGAGUCCAGCAAGAAAGACGAUGUUUUCAUCAUCCAUAAUGACAAUAUAACAGCAAAACCUGAUAUCCACACCACCAAAGUCUCAGUUAAAAAACUUUUGACGUCCAAUAAGAAGUCCCAAAAGCCUCCCAUUUCUGUUGAAGAUGUAAGAGACAGUUUGGUAUGUUUAACACAACAGCAACUCGAACAGAUCCUGGUGGCUGUGAAAGGAGGAACCAAAAGAGUCUUGCAGCAUCAGCAUGAAAAGGGGGAAGAAACAAUUCAAAACAGUCUAGAUAUUAAUCCUCCUGCUGAUCAGGUAUCAGAAGAAGAAAACAUAACAGGAUUACUUCAAAAAGCUGGUGAAACUAUAUCUGUCCCAAGUGAAAACAGUAUAAGAAAAAAAGAAGCAUUCAAGAAGGCUGAGCAGAACCUUAUAAACUCAUGGAAGCCAGCUGACAUCUUUAGUACUCUAGGUGAAAGGGAAAGGGAUAAACCCUUGUUGGAUGCUAAGAAAUCCCAAUGGAAGAAGGAACUAGAUGAACAGGUAGCCUUAAAGAAGAAACUCAAAGAAAAUUCAGAAUUGGAGUCAAAAUUUCACUUACGGCAGAAAGCAGACAAAGUUAAAAAUUGCUCAGAAGGACAGAUGACUAACCAAGUUAAAAUGGCAUUUUCAGAAGAUCUGAGUGCUGCAACAGAAGAUAGCCACAUUUGUAGAAGUUUAACUACUGAGUCUAGUGAAGCUUCACCCAGUAUUUCAAGUCGCCAAACUGGACAGUUCUCUAGCUUCAGUUCUCCAGACCUGCCAGCUGCUAUUCGAUCAUCAUUUGUGUUAGGGGAAGCGACUCCAGUGGAGCAUGCUUUCAGUGCUAUAAAACGUGAACAACAGAAAAAGUGGCUUGAAGAGCUUGAUAAACAAAAAGAAGCUGUGAAACUACGAAAAAAAGAAGAAAAAUGUGAUUUAUCAAAGGCUGAAGAGCAUGACCGAUGGACAAUGCAUUUUGAUUCUUUCAAGAAUCAUGCUUACUCUUCCUCACAAUACCCUUUAAAUACUACAUAUAAAAAGCAGACUGAAACUUUACAUUUUUCUCCUGAGUUGCAAGACCAAAUUACUUUUACACCAACAGAGGUGGAAAGUUCAGGAAAAUCAGUUGGGAGCAAUAUUUCAGAGUCAAGUCAAAAAGGAAGUUUCCUUCGUUCAAUGACUGCCCUUUUGGAUCCUGCUCAAAUUGAGGAAAGAGACAGGCGGCGGCAGAAACAGUUAGAACAUCAGAAAGCCAUAAUGGCUCAAGUAGAGGAAAAACGAAUGAAAAAACAACUUGAGGAGGAGCAGAGGAAGCGGGAAGAACAAGAAGAAGAAUGCCGGCUUGCAAGAGAACAAGAAUUGAUGAAAAAGCAGUUUGAAGAAGAUCUCCUCAAACAAAAGCAAAAAGAGGAAAUCAUGACCCUUAAAACAAAUGAACUGUAUCAGUCAAUGCAACGAGCUCAAGAGUUAGCCCAGAGAUUAAAACAAGAACAGCGUAUUAAAGAGUUGGCUCAGAAAGGACAUGAUAUUUCCAAACUGCAGAAGAAUCUUGGUAGUAGUGAUACAUUGUAUGAGACUUAUAGUGCUGACCUGAAUGGCUUUUCAGAUGUCAGCAAACAUCAUGAUCAGUGUUCUGCGGAGAACACCAGAAUAGUAAAUCAAGAUGUCAAAAGUGUUCUCUCUCCUCGGAAGGACACUGCUGUGCAGACAGACAGUGUUAACAGUGAUGUGUACAUUGAGCAAACUAGGAGUGGAAGAGUGGACUGUAUGUCUCCAGAUAUUUCUAUAGAAUAUAAAGUGGAUUCUAACAGCAAAAAAAUUAAGAAAGAGCCACAGCAUACAGAUAAAAAGAAAAUUUCAGAAAAAGAGAAUCUUGUCAGCUAUAGCAAUUUAAAUGAGCAGACUGCACAAAAAACGAAACAUAUUAAACCACUGGAAAGGAAUGAUAAAAGACCAGACUGGAACAUAAACAAACCAUGCAAAAGGUUUGUUCCAGCAUCAGAAAGAUAUCCAAGAUGUCUUCAGAAACGAAGAGAAGAAAAGAAAGCGAGACGGCAAAAGGAAUUGCUCCAGCUGGCUGAAAGAAAUAGCCCUGGUAAUCUUUGUCAAAAGAAAAGCAUUUCUCCAGAUCCUUCUCCCUUACCUCAUCAUGAAGAUUUUGAUGAUAAUAAGGUGAAUGCAGUAAGAAAGGAAGAACUAUCUCCAAAAAAUAACUUUAUUGGACCAAGAUCUGAAUCACCACCUGUUCCAGAAAUUAAAAGCAGGUUACAAAGACCAGUAAAGGCAUCUGAUUUUUCAGCUUAUAAUAGUAAUGAGGUGAAAGAGAAGCAUAUAUCUACUCACGAGUAUCAAAGUGAAAGACCUCCUCCAAGUGUUGAAACUGAAAGGCCACCUUCAGCAUACUUUGUUCCCUACGUGCGAACAAAUGAAGUAUAUUACCUGGAUCCAGAUGCACCCAUGACUAGACCUUCAACACAUGAUCCAGAAUACCAACUACUGAAUGAUUCUUGCCAUCCCGCACGACAGGUUUUUAGCUCUGAUCACGCAAGGGAUCCACUUUUUAAUCCCAACGUGGUAAGAGACAGACAGCAGGCCAUACUCAAAGGACUUUCCGAACUGCGACAGGGCCUUCUCCAGAAGCAGAAAGAAUUGGAGACGUGUCUUAUUCCGAGCAUUAUAAGACAGGAGAACUUUAUUUCACCAUUUUAAAAAUUUCAUGAUUGAUACAUGACUAUUUGGCUGUUUUGGCACUUUAUAGUACUUACUACUGUGAUUUUAAUCCAUAUCUGUAUAACACUAUGGAAUUUUGUUCAAGAAUUCUUGAAUAUCGAAUUAUAUUUUGUAUGUUUAGGAUACAUUUCCAGCAACAAAGAAUUCAUGUAGCAGGAAACCACUACAGUGGGUGGUUUUGUUCACAUGAAAUAUUUGUACUAAUUUGUCUGUGUUCUUGGCACAAGGAAUAAAUUAUUAGGUAUUUUAA